GAGCGUCUCUGAAGAGUCUGCCCUGGAGAGAAACGGAGAGCGGCGGGAGGGCUGGGGGAAGGGACCCCAGCCUGGAACAACUGCUGACUAAUCGGCGGGUGGCGGGGGAGGGGGUGGCGCGCCGGCCACUCGGCCGGGGUCACGCGCCUGGGUGUACGCGGGAUGGGUCUUGGAGCCAGAGUCCCGACUCCCAGCUGGGGGCCCCGCCUGGCCUUCCGGGGUGGGGGCGCGCUCCGCAGAUCCUGCUUCCUGCCCUGAAUCACCUCAGUGGGAGUUCUGAGACAGAGAGGCGUUCCAGGGGUGAAGAGGUUCCAGAGGGCCUAUAGGACAGGCUGGAUGUAGGGGAGCACAGCACACAGCCCCAAGACCACCCUUGCCCACCCUCGGCCAAGCCAUGCAUGCCCAGGCCCCCCGGGUGCUGCCUCUCGCCGCCUCCGUCCUGCUGCUGCUGCUGUGCGGCCUGUGGCUGCUGGGAGCUGGCCCCCGCCUCACCCUGACCCCGGAGCUGCUGCUGGACCCCUGGCAGGCGCACCGGCUACUGACCCAUGCCCUGGGCCACACAGCCCUGCCGGGCCUGCUCCUGAGCCUGCUGCUCCUGCCCACCCUGGGCUGGCAGCAAGAGUGCCACCUGGGCACUCUGAGGUUCCUGCAUGCCUCCACCCUGCUCACGCUGGCCACUGGGCUGCUGGCUGUGCUGCUGGCAGGCCUUGGGGUGUCCGGUGCCGCCGGCGGCUGUGGAUACAUGCCUGUCCACCUGGCCAUGCUGGCUGGGCAGGGCCACCGCCCCAGAAGGCCCCAUGGGGUUCUGCCACCGUGGCUGCUACCAUGGCUGCUGCUGGUCCUGACUCCACUGCUCAGCUCCGAGCCGCCCUUCCUGCAGCUCUUUUGCGGCCUCUGUUCUGGCCUAGCCUAUGCAGCUGGGGCCUUCCGCUGGCUGGAGCUCUCGGAGCCACGGCUGCAAGCACUGCAGGAGGGCGUCUUGUGCAGGACCCUCGCAGGGUGCUGGCCGCUGAGGCUGCUUCCCACCCCGGGCACCCUGACCGAGUUGCCUGUCACCCAUCCUGUUGGAGUGAGGCCUCCCACCCCUGGCCUCUGGUCCCACUGUGAAGGCUUGGUGCCGCUCCAGCCGGGCCUGAGGCCUGUGCAGCCAACUUGGAAGGGCUCCUCGGAGGUGGGCCUGGACUGGACAGGGGCCACUUUCUCCCCAGGGACGCCGCUGUGGGCAGCCCUAGAUGAGCAGAUGCUGCAGGAGGGGAUCCAGGCCUCUCUCCUUGAUGGGCCAGCCCAGGGGCCUCGGAGCCCACUGUGGCUGCCCAAGUCCUCUGUCUCCUCUCUGCGGUUGCAGCAGCUGGAGCGCAUGGGCUUCCCCACAGAGCAGGCGGUGGUGGCACUGGCAGCCACAGGCCGUGUGGAGGGUGCUGUGUCACUGCUGGUUGGAGAGCAAGUGGGCACGGAGGCCCUCGUGACUGAGGGGAAGGGUGGGCCGGCCCACCUGGAGGGUCCUGGGCCCCCUUAGCCCAGGCAGAGUGUGGGGGCACAGGCAGGCCUUCAAGUGAGCGCUGGCCUAUGGGUAGGUAGCCUGAGCCCCUGCUCUACUGAGGGCUGGAGUGGGGCAAGGGAGGCACCCCCCUCACACAGCUUGCUGCCUCGGUACUUGUUUAGAAUAAAAACUGGUUUGUUUUUUAACCUGAACCUCCUUGGAGGCA
This is a messenger RNA of Carlito syrichta (Philippine tarsier), 1706 nucleotides long. RefSeq names its product rhomboid domain containing 3 (gene RHBDD3). Bases 395 to 1516 code for a protein of 373 amino acids. Gene Ontology annotation, cellular component: membrane. The transcript is spliced from 7 exons. Lineage: Eukaryota; Metazoa; Chordata; Mammalia; Primates; Tarsiidae. The record is from RefSeq and is a predicted model, not a curated record. Gene Ontology annotation, molecular function: serine-type endopeptidase activity; protein binding.